Molecule: messenger RNA, 536 nt
Organism: Cetraspora pellucida
Lineage: Eukaryota; Fungi; Glomeromycota; Glomeromycetes; Diversisporales; Gigasporaceae
Source: the annotation of a GenBank genome assembly
AUGCCGUUUAUACUUCGACGUUUUUUGAAAUUUCAACAUAUAAAGGUUGAAACUUCAAAAAGAUGGCAAGAAAAUUUCAGUAAAAGACAAGUUGUUACGAAAUUAUGUUCUCUCUGGGCCACUGAAGCCAAAGCACUGAAGCUUGCUUUUACAACGCCGAUGACUAGUAUUAUUUGCCAAGAAUUGCAAGAAUCAUUAAACAAAGAACAUGACUUACUUGUUCAGUCAUACGCAGAAUAUCUUGGAUUUGGAUGUGCAUUAUUGAAUAAAAAGCUUGAAUUUUAUAAUCAUAUUACGUACACUUUUCUUGAUAAUGAGAAAGAAUCCACUAAAUUGAAGUUUCAUGUUGGUGAUAUCGUAGAGUUAUCAGAAAACUCGGAAGGCAUUACCUAUGCUAAAAUUAAACUAAUAUUUAAGCAUGAAGCAAACAACGAGCAGAGUUACGCUUUUAUUCAAUUUGAAAAGUUUCAGAAAGCAAACCAGUUUGAUUCAAUAUUGGAAUGCCCAUUUUAUGUUCAAAAAUCCGAAGGAACACG